Insectozyma verbasci is the source of this 957-nucleotide messenger RNA. The record is from the annotation of a GenBank genome assembly. NCBI's taxonomy places the organism in Eukaryota, Fungi, Ascomycota, Pichiomycetes, Serinales, Debaryomycetaceae.
AUGGACAUUGAUACAAAUGGUCAAGAAAUAUUUGAAUCUUCUGAUAUAGAAGAUGAGGUUAAACUUGUUAAUAAUGAAAUAGAAUAUAAUGAAAGUAUAAAUGUUGGUGAAAGUAAAUCAAAAUUUUCAAAAACUGAUAUAGUAAAUGAUACAUUUGAUUUUCUGGGGAAUAUAAUCAAUUCAAGAGGUUAUUACAUUAGUGAGCUUGAUGAGACCACAGAUGAUAAAUUAGCAAGGAUAGAAAGGGAAUUGGAAGAGAUUGGUCAAGCAAAUGACAGAUCACCAAAGGCUAUGCACUUGAAAGAGAUUUUAAAUCAAAUGAGAAAGUCAGAACAUCAAGAAAGAGUGGUGAUCACAAGAGAUACAAUAGAGUUAGCUCCCCAUCUUCAACCAUCAUCAAGAGAUUUAAAGGCAAUUGUUGAAUUAGAUGACAAAAUUAAUAAACUUGAACGAAUAGUUGGUGAUAAAACAUCUAUUCAAUUACAAAUUAAUGAUCUAGAUAGAAAGUUUUCAUUAAUUGACAAUCCAGAGUUUAAUUUUGAUAUAAUAAAAGAUGAAAUUAAAUCAAUGACUAAAAAUAUGGAGAAGCUACAUAUAAAUAAAAAGAUAUUUAAUAUUAAUGAUGAUGAGAUUAAAAAGAAUGAUGAUAAGAAAAUUGAUGAAAUUUAUAAGAACAUUUCAGUAUUAGAAAUGUCUAAAGAGAAUAUAGAAACAAUAUCAACUAGAUUAAAAUCAUUGACUAUAUUAUAUAAUGAAAUGGAAAAUAACAUAAAUUUAUCAAAUAAUAUAGAUGAACUAAUAUCAACCAUUAAAACUGAUUUAACAAAAUGGGAUGAAUCAAUAGUUAAUUUAAACGAUAAUCUAAAUAACUUUGAUGAGAGUCAUAAGUUAAAUUUACAAUCAUUUAAUGAUAAAUUGAACAAUUUAAGUACUAAGGUAAAUAAAGAUCUCGCUUAA